This is a messenger RNA of Liolophura sinensis, 4993 nucleotides long. Its product is annotated as delphilin-like. The record is from RefSeq and is a predicted model, not a curated record. Gene Ontology annotation, biological process: actin nucleation. The transcript is spliced from 32 exons. NCBI's taxonomy places the organism in Eukaryota, Metazoa, Mollusca, Polyplacophora, Chitonida, Chitonidae. Gene Ontology annotation, cellular component: actin filament. Gene Ontology annotation, molecular function: microtubule binding. Bases 321 to 4376 code for a protein of 1351 amino acids.
CUGUACAAAAUAUGUUUAUCUCAACUAUAGUUUGUCUUUUUUCAAGCGGAACGUGUUAUGAUGCCAUAUUUAAUACAGUUCAAUUAACGGAUUCAAGCUUUGGUAGAUUAAUGUUUCUAGUUUUAUAAGUUAUAAACGAAAGCCGCCUCCGGCGUCGUGCGGGAUACCUUAUAUACGGGAGCAAUGUUGAAGCAGCCUGCCCUGGCACUCCAAAGUGGAGAACAUCUUACCUGGAUACCAUGAAGAGAAGGAUUGUACCAAGGCUGUAGGACUUACCAACAAUAUAUAACUGCAUUAAAACAGAUCAGAACUUUGUCCUGAUGCCACUCAUAAUGACUGGGAAGUGGCCGCGAGCGUUUGGCUUCGACAUCGCAGGUCGUGGCCCAAGUUACGUGACAGCUGUGGAGAAGGGUGGAAGUGCUGAUCGGGCGGGUUUACUUGCCGGGGACCACAUUCUGGGUGUGAAUCAGGAGGAUGUGAGGAGCACCCCUGCUGAUGUGGUCAAGACAAUUGCUCGUAAGAGUCGGCAUCAACCACCCACACUGAGCGUUGUUUCUCACUUACACCAAGUGAACAUGUCACCUGACCCUAUCAAGGGAUUCGGCUUCAGUGUCCGUGACGACCAUCCGAUCAUAAUUGGAAAGAUCGAGCCUGGUACUCCAGCAGCUAAAUCAGGACUAGCUGAAGGGGACAUAAUCCUUGGAGUAAACGGUCACCCUGUACAGAGUUUGGAUGGUUUGGGGGAAGUCCUGGAUGGACGCUCUAGACGUGUCAGCCUCUUCUUCAUUCCUGUGGGUCGUAACCUUCAGGCCAUUCCCUCUGACCUGAGGUCAGAGGUCAGAGUUCACAGAGCUAGACAGCUGUACAAAAAGCUGAAUGAGGUGCUGGGAGAUGACUAUGAGAAGAAGAUGGCAGUAGUGGGCGUAUUGAAGCAGUAUGCUGAGAACAGGAACAUUGUCAUGCUCUCUUCUGCUCUCUUGACUAUCCUCAAGUCUCCUGCUCACAGAAAACUGCUCAAAGAUUUCAGGCUAUACAUUCCACUGCGACAUCGUGCUGAAUUUGAUCGAAUUGUUCAGGAUUUUGACGUGAAGGAGCAAGCAUAUGAGAGAAAUCAAUCAUUGGCCACAAGUCCUCAGCCAUCACGAUCCAACGUCAGGAGCCCUCAACCAUCACAUCACCAUCAUACAAGCCCUCAUCCAUCACGUUACCAACAUACAAGCCCUCAGUCAUCACAUCACCAACAGCACGCCCCUACUGGAUAUGUUAGACGGACCUGUCGUCUCUCCAAAACUAGAGAGGGGUAUGGAUUUGUAUUGAAGGGAGCUAACCCUGUCCACCUGGAGUCUGUGGAUGAGGGUAAGAGUGCUGCCAAGGCAGGUCUUCAGGCAGGAGAUGUUAUUGUCACGGUCAAUAACACAGAUGUCAGAUCACGCAGUCAUCAAUCUGUCGUCCAGCUGUUAAAGAGUUGUGAAGGGGAGGUAACUGUGGAUGUGCUGAGACGAGUCGAUGAAGAUGGUACUCAGACCGACACUGACCUGUCCAGUACAUCCAGUGGCUUGAGCACCAGCUGGAUUGGUAGCUUGCAGCACACAAUAGAUGGUGAGGGGAGGACAUUCAAGCAAAGAAUGGAGUAUCUACUCACCCCCAGAGAGAGACUGGAGCUGAAGGGUGCUGUACAAGAAUACAGACAGUCCAAGGAUAUAUCCAAGUUCUGUGUAGCUGUGGACAGAGUGUUGGACACACCUUCUAAAUGCAGUCUCUGGCUCUUCCUGCGUAUACAGCUACCUCAUAGUCAUCAGGAGUACUGCUUACGCCACAGUCAGUUAGCAACAGCUCUGAAACAAGACAAACUGCAAGACCAUGGUAUGACAAAUGGCCCAUUAUCCACUAGUCGAGUGCAGACCAAUCCACUGUUAACUCAUCUGCCUGGGUCUCCUCGAUCUCAACCUGUGAUGGGGACUAAAUCUCUGAAACAACAACAACACACCACCUUAAACUCUUACAUGAACGACCUUCUUUCCGCAAGAGAAAGGUCACAACUGAAAAAAGCCUUACAGCAUUAUGAUGAAAACAGGAAAGUUCACCUGCUGUUGGAGGAUCUGGAGGAACUGUUAGACACACCUGACAAGGAGAAGUUGUGGAUCUGGAUCCUGCCUUUGCUAGAGCCAGAUCAUCAGCAGGUGCUCUCGAACAAGUACUUCCCAGACCAUAGAACAGCUCACAGUGUGUACAACCAAGAUGUCACUUUCCACGCUAGAGACGAUAAGUUUGGUGAAAAGGAAAUGUUUGGUGGUCUGUCUCAUGAUAUAUACUCCAGGUCACCUGGUGACCAUGGCAACACAGAGGACUUUCAGAUCAUUGGGGAGGCUGCAGCCAGCAUACGAACAUCUUCAUCUGAACGCAUGUCCAUAUCCUCAGAUGUGGGUGGGAAGCAAACCUCCAACUCACACAGACCAAACUACCAAAAGCAUCUUCAGCAGAACAACAGCAGAGCUACUUAUCACAUCACUGUGCCUUUUGGGAAAAUUUAUCAUGAUGAGCAGAGACCCCCUGAGUCAGAGAAAGUCCUCCCCCCUGCCCCUCAGGGGAACCACCUUGAUAAGGUAUUGAUGAAGGAGUUACAGAAGACCAGAAAAGCUGUGGCUGAAGCCAAGGCAGUCAUUCUCCAGGCCAGUUCAGAGAGGAAGCAAGCAGGACUGUCAGGGGAGCUUACUCUGCCCGGAAAAGGCAAUGAUAAACGUUACAUUACAUUUGUCCCUGUGGGAUACCCCGGAUUGGAGAAUCAGCCCUACAGAGCUGUGGAGUUGAAUUCACCAGAUUUAAACAGAAUCCGCAAAUUUGGUCCUGCCAUGUUGGAGGCUCAGUCUGACCUUAAGCCUGGGGUCAAGGUGAAGGCCGAGAGAAUGAGGACUAGCCUACACAAUGGUUACUAUGGCCGUCAGGACUCUGAGAGUAGUGAUUUGUCAGCUGAUGCAAAUGUAGAAACCUUAAAUAGCACAACUCAUAAAAUAAUGGCUACUGGAAAGUCAUCAAAUCUGCACUCAACAGGGAAAAAUUCUGUAAAUGGCAAGGCAAUGAAGGUACUUCAGCAGCUUGAUGCUGCAAUGGAAAAUGAAAUACAGGAGACUUCAGCUAAAGGGAGAUUACUAGAAGAAAUUCGUCAAGUAAAAAGUUCACCUAAACCACCAAUGGCUCCAAACAUUCCUCCACCAGCACCUCCAGUAGUGUCAAGUUCUGCAGCAACUAACUCGAUGAGUGUCAAGAGGAUUAACUGGGAAAAACUCAACAUAGACAAUAUACAGGACACUGUGUGGGGCCAAAUUGGAGACACAAACCACCUGGAUGAAGUAAUACAAUAUUUGGAACUGGAACAGCAGUUCAGCACAUCACCUGUCAGAUCAGGUCCCCCACCAGCUGAAAAAGAAAUUAAUUUAAUAUUGAGCCCCAAGAAAGCUUAUAACAUUUCCAUUUUACUGGGCCACCUGAAGCUGUCAGCCAGUGAGAUGCGACAAGCGUUGUACUCCAUGGAUGAAUCCAUUCUAACCCCUGAGCUGAUUAAGCAGCUAUUGGUGUAUGCCCCUAGCCAGCAAGAGAUGUCCAGUUACACUGCAUUGUCUCCAGAUGUCUCACAACUCACACUGCCAGAUCAAUUUGCCUAUGAAAUGAGUCAAAUACCUCAGUACCUGCACAGAUUAAAAGCCAUGUGGUUUAAAGCCAGCUUUGACGAGAAAUUGGAUGGGAUAAAAGAGGCAUUAACCUGCAUUUCCAAGGCCUCAAAGGAAUUGAGAUGGAGUAAAAACUUAGCCCAGAUAUUAGAGUUAAUAUUAGCCAUGGGAAAUCAUUUAAAUAAGGGAAAUGCAAGAGUUGGUGACGCAUCAGCCUUCAGGAUAUCAUAUCUGUCUCAGCUGGAUGUCACAAAAACGCAAGAUAACAAGCACACAUUUUUGCAUGUGUUAGCCAAUGCUUCCCUCACCAAAAUCCCUGACACACUGGGUGUGAGUAAAGAGUUGAAAACAGUCCCAAAGGCAGCUAAAGUUUCGCUCGGAAAUGUGGUCCAGGAUAUAGAGGAGCUGAAAAGAACAUCUGAGGAGAUCACCUCAGUCCUAGAGUCAUUUAACUCUCAUGGUGAAGAUGGAAGCGACAGAUUUUACGGCGUCAUGAACGGCUUCAUGAGGACAGCAAAGGGGAGGCUUGAGUCCUUGAUCCAGUUGCAGAAAAGUGCCACAGAGGAUUUCAAAACGAUGGUUCAUUAUUUCGGAGAAGAUCCAUCCACAGCAAAAACAACAGAAAUAUUUACUGUGUUUUCUGAAUUCAUUACUAAAUUUGAGACUGCUCACCAAGAGAACCUGAAUUCAAAAUUUGGAGGACAGCAUUGACCAGUGAUCAGAAACCAUUUGGGACAUUGAAAGCAGUUGGUGGAAACAAAGCUGCGGCCAUUAUUGUAGAAAUGAUGGGUCAGUCAUCCAGGUGCCCCCCUAUGUCUCUGAGAGCCAGUAACAACGUGAACAUCACACUUACGCGUUUUGUGAAAGAAGAAAUGUAAUGUUAUAGCUUUCAAGCCAAUUUUUGGCAGAAAUAUCAACCAUAUAGUGAUGCCAGUACUAAUUACAAGGUCUCCCAAUGUGGCAUGAUGCUCAUCUUCCAUCACCUCCAUCCAACAACUGUGAACAGGUUUAAACUUCUUUCAUGAGGAGUUGGAGAGGUCAUUAAAUAUUUUAAGUGGCAGCAGUCAAAGCAUUGUUACUACAUUGUUCAGCUCCAUGUAUAGCAUUAAUACAGCUACCAUUAACCUUAGAAACCAUCAUGCUUCAAAAAGUCUUCACUCAAGGUGUUAUCAGGUAUUUAUUAACGAUAAUAUAAACCCAGAUUGAUGUGCUUAUUUGACUCCUUAGACUCCUUAGAUAGAUCCAGGUACAGUACUGUUUCUGUCUUGUACAUUUAGUAGUGAAAUUUGUCAAAGGAUUGUUACAUUUUAGUGAAAUAAAAGAUAAUU